Trichoderma breve is the source of this 1155-nucleotide messenger RNA. RefSeq lists its product as uncharacterized. Bases 1 to 1155 code for a protein of 384 amino acids. The record is from RefSeq and is a predicted model, not a curated record. The transcript is spliced from 2 exons. Lineage: Eukaryota; Fungi; Ascomycota; Sordariomycetes; Hypocreales; Hypocreaceae.
AUGACAAUGCUCCCUUCACUCAAAUCCGUCCUCGUCGUGGGCGCUGCUUGCAUUGCCACGGCAAACCCCAUCUCUCGCCAUCCUAUUGAAAGGUCCAAUGGCACAACACUGGCGAAUUUUACGAGCUCGGCUUACCCUGUGGAUGCACAUAUAACAAUGACCAAGCAUUUGACCCUGGUCAUUGAGCAUACACCCGUUGACUGUUCUCAUCGCCCGCUUCCGACAACAUCGUUCGCAGCGCCGGCUUGCGAAUUCUCUAAUGGUCUUUCGUCGACGACUAGUACUCGGUAUUACUGUGAAGGUUCGCGUGUGUUUCCUCCUUGGGGGGAACCAGGGGAACGCGAUCCUGACGAAAAGGAAGAUGACGGUAGCUAUGAUGCUGAUGAGGAGGAUGUUGAUGAGGACGACGAGGACGACGAGGAUACUGAUGAGGAAGAUGAGGAUGAGGAUGAGGAUGAGGAUGAGGAGGAUAACGAGGAUGACGACUACCUCAGUGACCAUUCCGAGCCUGGAUUCUUCGCACCUCAACAUUUCGACCGCGUGAAUAUGGACUGCACAACUUCACGCAUGCUAGGCCCCCCCGUGCUCGACUUUACGAACACUACCACCGUCUACACCACCACCUCGACCGUCUCCCAACUCGUCGGUUGCGGCCGGUGCACUGCCGUCAAGACGGUCCCUUAUUUCUCCCCGGGUUACCCACCCCAAUUCCCCAAAUACACCACGACCGUCACGGCCAUCCAGCCCACCACGACGACGCUGCUUAACUGCGAACCUCAACCCACACAGGACGGUGUAUAUGCCGAGAGAGAAAUUGUUAGCGUUGGCGGCAUCCCUGAACCUGUGCGGACACACCUCACCAAGGAAGACCAUUGGCCCCCGCUCGUUACUACGUACACGGAUUUCCCCAGGGGGCGUGACGAGGUGGAGUGCGCCAUGUAUUAUAACCUCUUUCCGUCGCGUCUGGGCAGCGUGCGAAAGAUUUAUACUGCGACGAAGACGACGACGGCGCACAAGGAUUGUGGUGUUUGUGCAUUGGUCUGGGGCACGGCUGCGUAUCCCUUCGAGGUUGGGCCGUUGCCGACAACGAAGACUAUGAAGGGGAAGACGAAGAUCACGGCCAUGGCGUGCAGAACCCCGAAAGGGGGUCGAUAA